CAAGAAUCAACCGAGAUCCUCUGCGAAGUACUUAUGCUUGUCAGCAAGACAACCAUUGAAUUGUUGCCAAAUACGUCAGUCAGAAACUCUCGUCUCGGACAUUACCAACCAUCCAUUUGCACGUCAGCUUGCACGCCCACAGCCAGAUUGCGCGUGGCCUGUAUUUGGAAGACCCCUUCGAGAAGGUGUUUGCACCCUCAAUCUCAACUAGGCUUGUCCGUGCACACCCGUCAGCAAUUGAUUCAUUGAAACCACAUGCGGUCACUACGCUGCUUGCGUGCCGCUUUUGGCCCUCGAGCCGUGGUGCGUCACCUUACCUCAUCGUCAACGUUGGCAAGUCCUCCGACGAAACGGAAGCAUCGGUUAGGGCAGACAAUGUCCCUGGAACAUGUGAGUCUCCUUCGCAUCUACCUAUCGUCGGACAGAACCUCCCGUCCUGGCCUGUUUGUUCAACGGUCCCGGGCUUUGGCAUUGUACAGAACAAUAUGUCGCGGUUGCAGCCGGAUACAGGACCCUACGACAAGGCGCGAGACGCAAGGUUUUGCGCGUGCAGAGUUUGAGCGGCACCGCAGCGUGUCGGACCUAGGACACAUUCGGUAUCUCCUGUCAACAGGCAAGACUGAGUGGGAUGGGAUGCAACGAUAUAUCGGGUCAAUGUGAGAUCCGAGAUGCUGUGCACGAGAGGGAUGAAGAUAUCAACCAGGCACACGCAAUGGACAUUUUUCUUCAUCUCCCACAGUAGGAAUUGAUGGAGGCAGCGGUGCCGUGUUGUACAUGUAUAUUUUGUAUGGUACAAGUUCUA
Microdochium trichocladiopsis is the source of this 802-nucleotide messenger RNA. RefSeq lists its product as uncharacterized. The record is from RefSeq and is a predicted model, not a curated record. Bases 256 to 660 code for a protein of 134 amino acids. Lineage: Eukaryota; Fungi; Ascomycota; Sordariomycetes; Xylariales; Microdochiaceae. The transcript has 2 exons. Gene Ontology annotation, cellular component: mitochondrion.